Messenger RNA from Strongylocentrotus purpuratus (purple sea urchin), 539 nucleotides. RefSeq names its product oncoprotein-induced transcript 3 protein-like. The record is from RefSeq and is a predicted model, not a curated record. NCBI's taxonomy places the organism in Eukaryota, Metazoa, Echinodermata, Echinoidea, Camarodonta, Strongylocentrotidae. The coding region runs from base 131 to 469 and encodes 112 amino acids. The transcript has 3 exons.
AUUUCACUUGACUUUGAAGAGAUACAGUGACGUGGCCUUCACAUCACUGGCAUCCGAUGAGAAGAUUUGGCUUGGGGAUAAGCUGUUAUAUGCGGUUACCAUUAAACAACAUGUUUCCUCCAAGUUAACUAUGAGCAUUGAUUCGUGUUGGGCAACACCAGAAGCUGAAUCGAAUGCUGCCGUGCGAUAUGAUCUCAUCAAGAACAGAUGUAAAGAUGAUAGCACAGUAAGACUCUUCAGUGAUUUAGGACACCUUAAGCAAGGGUUUUCCUUCGAAGCCUUCACAUUCCCCGGGGAUUAUGGACAGAAAAGCGUAUAUAUCCACUGUUCCGUAUACAUGUGCGUUGCAAGUAACCCAGAGAGCCGAUGCCAACAGGGUUGUAUUCAUGGCAUUGUCCGACGUAGCAGCAGAACUCUAUCCAACGUGAUAGCUCACACCGUAUCAAGUGGUCGUAUCUCGGUCCAUUAAAUAUAGAGCUGACCAGUGGCGUGCGCAGGAUUUUUUUCUUUUUUCAAUAGGGGUGGUUGAAAAUGUGAAA